Leptonychotes weddellii (Weddell seal) is the source of this 3920-nucleotide messenger RNA. It is a transcript of the gene MTHFD2, whose product is annotated as methylenetetrahydrofolate dehydrogenase (NADP+ dependent) 2, methenyltetrahydrofolate cyclohydrolase. Gene Ontology annotation, cellular component: mitochondrion. Gene Ontology annotation, biological process: tetrahydrofolate interconversion. The record is from RefSeq and is a predicted model, not a curated record. Gene Ontology annotation, molecular function: methylenetetrahydrofolate dehydrogenase (NADP+) activity; methylenetetrahydrofolate dehydrogenase (NAD+) activity; methenyltetrahydrofolate cyclohydrolase activity. Lineage: Eukaryota; Metazoa; Chordata; Mammalia; Carnivora; Phocidae.
CCUUGGCGCGGGUGAUGGCUGCUGUUUCCGUCGUGUCCACGUUGGCCACCCGGCUGCUCGGGCCCGCGCAGAGCUGCCGCCUCCGUCAUCGCCCCUUCCACGUCUCGGUAGUUCGAAAUGAAGCCGUUGUCAUUUCUGGAAGGAAGCUGGCCCAGCAGAUCAAGCGGGAAGUGUGGCAGGAGGUGGAAGAAUGGGUGGCUUUGGGCAACAAGCGGCCGCACCUGAGUGUGGUUCUGGUGGGCGAGAAUCCUGCAAGUCACUCCUACGUCCUCAACAAAACCCGGGCUGCUGCAGAAGUGGGAAUCAACAGUGAGACAAUUGUGAAACCAGCUUCAAUUUCAGAGGAAGAACUGUUGAAUUUAAUCAAUAAACUAAAUAAUGAUGAUAAUGUAGAUGGCCUCCUUGUUCAGCUGCCUCUUCCAGAGCACAUCGACGAGCGAAAGAUCUGCAACGCUGUUUCCCCAGACAAGGAUGUUGAUGGCUUUCAUGUCAUUAACGUAGGGCGAAUGUGUCUGGACCAGUACUCCAUGUUACCGGCUACCCCGUGGGGUGUCUGGGAAAUAAUUAAGCGAACUGGCAUUCCAACCCUAGGGAAGAAUGUGGUUGUGGCUGGGAGGUCAAAAAAUGUUGGAAUGCCCAUUGCCAUGCUGCUCCACACAGAUGGGGCGCACGAACGUCCUGGAGGUGACGCCACUGUGACAAUAUCUCAUCGAUACACCCCCAAAGAGCAACUGAAGAAGCACACGGUUCUUGCAGACAUUGUGGUCUCUGCUGCAGGCAUUCCAAAUCUGAUCACAGCAGAUAUGAUCAAGGAGGGAGCUGCAGUCAUCGAUGUGGGAAUAAAUAGAGUUCAAGAUCCCAUCACUGCUAAACCCAAGUUAGUUGGAGAUGUGGACUUUGAAGGAGUCAAAAAGAAAGCCGGUUACAUCACUCCAGUCCCUGGGGGUGUUGGUCCCAUGACAGUGGCAAUGCUGAUGAAGAAUACCAUUAUUGCCGCAAAAAAGGUGCUGAGGCUUGAAGAGCGGGAAGUAUUGAAGCCUAAGGAGCGUGGAGUAGCAACCAAUUAACUGUUGUGUCUUCUGUCACGAACACCACUCCAAGCCGGUCAGAGAGGCGGAACAGGCCAAUAGAAAUGCAAUAUUUUUUAUUUAUUUUACUGAAAGGGUUUAAAAUGAUGCUUUUUGUAUUUAUUGAAAGCAGAAAUGGCGGGGGGCUGCCAGUGCACAUGGCUCUGCCGUGCCUCCUGCUGGGUCGUGGGAGCCGGCCAAGGGAAGCCGUUCACCUGGUGAUGAACGUGGAGGACAUCGUCCCAUUGAGAGCGGGUGCUUAACUGGGUCAAGCCACUUCAGUUAAAAUCUGCCUUUUCUAGGAUUGCAUUUCCUAAGUGCUAUUUCAAUAAGAGUUGAUACUCACUUUAGGUUCCAAGCCUUUUGAGUUCAACUGGUCAAACCAAAGGAAAAAUGUUGCUAGAGAAAAUUAGGAAAAAAGUCAAAAGGAAGAAAUGAUAAUUGAGUAGAAAAAAACAUUACUGUAACUUACAUUCCUAUGGUAUGUAAAACUAAUUGUGAUUGGUGUCCUGAGCUGUCAUUCCGUGGCUUAGUCAUUGGGAAAAUAUUUAGGGUAGUUCCGCAUCAGUCCUCGUCCCAAGUGUAUUAUAUUCACGAGGCUUUCCCAUUUUCCUCUAGGAUUGAAAGGCUUAUUUUAUUUUAUAGAUUAUUUGUGUGUGUUGUCAUAUUUGGCUUUUCCUCUAUCCUUAAACUUCACUGUUAUAUCUUUGUACUCUUGGGGGUGUCUGUAUGGUUUCCUUGGGAUAUCUUGAAACCUAUUUUUGAAAAACAAAACUUGGGCUUGAUAAUCAUUAGGAUUAGGGCAGCUUGUUUAAGUAUGAACUUACUUUUCCACCAAAGACUUGUCAGCAGCUGCCUGCUUUUCUCAGAUGUAUUUGUUGACUUUCCCCAAUGGGUUUUUGAGAACUUGAGUUCACAUUGAAUUUAAUCAGACUUUCUGAUUAAAAGGGUUUUUUUUGUGUGUUUCACUUUUUUUUUUUUAAUAAAACACUUCUGACUGGUGUGGAAUGAGUUCUCCAAAAUACUGUAUCUUCCUGCUACUGUCCUGGUUGUGACCUAAUCGUAGUUAAUUUUUCUCAUUAGAUGUAACGGGUGUCAAUAUUCCUAUAUUUGGUAACACCUAAUCCUGUGCCUUAAACAAACUGAUACAAAGCGCAGCUGUAGAGAAACCAGUCUAGUCCUUUCAGUCUAAUGUCCCAACAGGCUGUGCCAAGCUGGGAGCUUAAUCUGUAAGAUUCAUUUAAGUGGUUAGGCUUAUUCUGGGUGUUUUCUAAACCAUGCAGUUGAAUUUACACAUUGUUAGCUUUACAAAGGACUUCUUGAUGUGCCUGCUGACAACCCCCUCCCCCUUCAGGCGCCCCACUCUCUAUACAAUUAUUUUUUCAAUGUGUGUGUUUGAUUUUGACAGAUUGGAAGGUAUUUGCUGUGCAUAUUUUGAGGCUGGGAUAGGCCCCUGUGUAUUCUCUGUUCUCUUCCAGCGUGGAGUAUUUUGGCUUCCAAGCAGACAGAUCCUCCUGCUCCUGCUCCAGCCUGCUUCAGGUAGAAAGAAAGGAACAAUGGGGAGCUGACUUCUCUUUGUUCUUCUGCCGCAGCCUUUAUUCUUUGGAUAGUUUCCUGGAGAUGAAAGAGAAUAGUCCGCUGGAGAUGUUUUUGUGAGGGUUAGCUCAUGUCCAUAUCCCAUGUUUGCUGACUUGACCAAAAUUACUAAACAUGGAGCAAGAUGAGCAGACAGGAUUAAGUUUUAUUGAAUUACAGUUAUAAGUGGAAAGAAAUUCUGACCUAGAACAUGGAGAAGUAACAAUAUGUCCACCUGUUAAAAGUUGUCAAAAUUAAAAUGUUCAUGUAUAUACAAAAUAUAAAUGACAUAUAAGGUGAAAAUUACAGUGAUCAAUUUACAACAACAAAAAAUUAACAUUGUAGUUUCCAACUUGUUUCAUUAAUCAAGCACAUUUACUCCAGAAUCCAUAACAUUUCUACAGUUUAAUUUGGACAAAGUGCUAUUGGAAAUCAGCCAAGUUUUAAAAUUGAAAUGUUAAGGGUUGAUUGUUAGCUCUCCCAGGAUUGGUGCAGCUGAAAAUACAGAAUUUAUCCUUAAAUUCAGGUGAUGGUUCUGGGUGAGUGAGCAGUUAAUGGGAGAGGUUUAGAGCUUUACCUCUUGGCAGUAUCCCUUGGAAGGGAGCUCUGAGAUUUAACUGAAUAAACACUUAAAGUUUUCUAGGGACCAGGCACUGUAUGAAGCUCUGAGGAUCGCAGAUGCAAUUAGCUGUCCUCAUACCCAAAGUGUUAACGAUCUAGUGUCGUUUGUCUUUAAAAACUAGAAAAGGAUGAAGAAAAAAAGCACCUGCUUUGGUCAUCGUGAGUAAAUGUAGUAACUAACCAAAGUGAUUUCCUCAAGAUUCAAAUCCAUAGUUGUUUUGGAGAAAGUAAAUGUCAGCUGCAUUGUGGCUGUCAGGCACAUAGUAGGUGUUAAACAAGCAAGGUUGGUGUUUGUUAAGUGGGGACUAAAGACAGACUGCUAUUAAGUUUCAUGAGGACAGGGUUUGCUGCUUAUAUUAAUGAGUUAUUAAUCUACCCAACUUGUUUCCAAUCAUUCCUUUAAAGUACUAAUCUAAUACUGCAAAGUUAUAAUCUAAUAUUUUACAUUAGCACUGCCUAACAUGGAGUGGUCCUGUGGGUGGGAGUUUAACUUUGGGAGCAAGGUCAUUGAAAACUUGUAGACAGGAUCUACCCAAGGGUAGAAAGAAGUCUUACUCUGAAUGUGAAAAACCAAUGAUAUUAAUUUAAAGGAUCAUUUUGUUGAUGUAAUGUGGUUGGAAGUUUCAUUUUAACAAGAACAAUUUUAUUUUGAAAACA